UUUCUCAAGCAGGAAGAGAUGCUGGACAAGGUGGAGAUCUGGGCACAGAAGUACCCUUACGCUCACCCGUUCUGGUCUGGGAGUUUCUCAGCAUUCCUGAUUAUCACCGAUCCCGACUAUGCCAAGGCUCUGCUGGCCAGAGCAGAUCCCAAGGAUAACCUCAGCUAUAAACACCUCGUCCCGUGGAUCGGGAACGGGUUGCUGAUCUUACAUGGGCCAAAAUGGCACCAACAUCGAAAACUCCUGACUCCCGGGUUUCAUUAUGAUGUCUUGAAACCGUACGUGGCCCUGAUGGCAGAGUCGACUAAUGUGAUGCUGGAUAAAUGGGAGCAGCUGAUCACAGAUGGGAAACCAGUGGAGCUCUUUGAGCACGUCAGCUUGAUGACUCUCGAUAGCAUCAUGAAAUGUGCCUUCAGUUAUCACAGCAACUGCCAGACUGACAGGAAUAACACCUACAUCCAGGCUGUCUACAACCUGUGCCACAUGGUGCACCAGCGCCUCCGCAUCUUCCCCUACCACAAUGACAUCAUUUACUGGCUCAGCCCCCACGGAUAUCAGUUCAGGAAGGCCUGCCAGGUUGCUCACGACCACACAGACAAGGUGAUCCAUGAGCGAAAGGAGUCCCUUAAAGAUGAACGGGAAUUUGAAAAGAUCCAGAAUAAGAGACAUUUGGACUUCUUGGACAUUCUCCUGUGUGCCAAAGUGAGUGGCAAGCAGUGG
This is a messenger RNA of Pterocles gutturalis (yellow-throated sandgrouse), 720 nucleotides long. RefSeq names its product cytochrome P450 4B1-like. The transcript is spliced from 6 exons. Gene Ontology annotation, molecular function: heme binding; oxidoreductase activity, acting on paired donors, with incorporation or reduction of molecular oxygen; iron ion binding. The record is from RefSeq and is a predicted model, not a curated record. The annotation marks the transcript as partial. Lineage: Eukaryota; Metazoa; Chordata; Aves; Pterocliformes; Pteroclidae.